This is a messenger RNA of Antechinus flavipes (yellow-footed antechinus), 7599 nucleotides long. It is a transcript of the gene SIPA1L3, whose product is annotated as signal induced proliferation associated 1 like 3. Gene Ontology annotation, biological process: establishment of epithelial cell polarity; regulation of small GTPase mediated signal transduction; activation of GTPase activity. Gene Ontology annotation, molecular function: protein binding; GTPase activator activity. The record is from RefSeq and is a predicted model, not a curated record. NCBI's taxonomy places the organism in Eukaryota, Metazoa, Chordata, Mammalia, Dasyuromorphia, Dasyuridae. Gene Ontology annotation, cellular component: plasma membrane; cytoplasm; Golgi apparatus. The transcript has 22 exons. Bases 566 to 5800 code for a protein of 1744 amino acids.
AGAGUCUGAUUGUGGCUCCGCGGAGCAGGAAUUUAUAGACUCCAUUAAUAGAAGCCACGGCUCUGACGAGAUGAGCCUGCCCUGCUGGAGUCGGGGGGGCCUCCCGUGGCCCUGGGACACCCCCCCCGCGGUCUGUCACGAGAGCCGCGGUCCCGGCCUCCGACCGCUUGCGGCCUUCCCAGGGACGGGCCACAGGCGGCCCCUGGAGCCGGGGCGCCCAGAAGUAAGCUCCCCUCCCCUCUCUUCUCUCCCCAGGUCUGACUCGGACUUUGCAGCCUUCAGAACCACGAGGACUCUGCCGGUCUCCAGCGCACACAGAGGAUGGCCCGGGCCCUGUUCCUGCCCGCGGAGAGUCUCUGCUCUGACCGGCUGGCCUGAGGAGCCGGGAUGCGCGGGGGCGCAGGCCUCCCCAGCCAUGUCGCUGCCCUGGGCCUCCGCGGCACCCCGUCUCCCCCCCGGCGCUGGCCCCGGGGCUCUCGGCAGCGGCUAAGCUCCUCCGGGCCGGCCCCUCAGAGAUGCUCGGCGCCUUCAGGGGGACAGUAGAACUCCGCUCUGGUUUUGGACUAUGACGACCUAUCGACCCAUUCAGAAUGACGGCGUGGACGUGGGCGGGGGCAAAGGCGGCGACCCUCUCCCGGGCCCCCACGGGGGGGAUUAUUUCCCUUCCGGAUUUUGGGCGCAGAACGGCAGCUCCCCGCAGCCCGGCGCCGGUGAGAACGCAGCAGCGUUGCGCUCCAGCGCCCCCACCCCCGCCGUGCCCAAGAUGGGCGUGCGGGCCAGGGUGGCUGACUGGCCGCCAAAGCGAGAGGCUCUGAAGGACCAGGCUAACGCCAGCCCCUCCCAGGACGCGGACGCCGCCAAAGCCGGGCGAGAGGGCCUGCGGCCGCGGCCCAACCAGAACGGCCAGCCCCUCCCCGGCGGCGCCCGGGCGGCGGGCGCGCGCGCUUACCGCUUGUCGCGCAGGAGGUCCAAGGACGUGGAGUUCCAGGAAGGGUGGCCGCGCUCCCCGGGCCGGGGGUUCGUCCCUCUGCGGAACCGCAGCAACAGCGAGAUCACGCUCAGUGAGUGCGACGCCGAAGAGCCCGCGGAGGCGAGGGGGUCCCGCCACGCGGGGGGGCUGCCCCUUUUCCGGGAGUACGGCAGCACGUCAUCCAUCGACGUGCAGGGCAUCUCGGAGCAGAGCUUCUUCGACAUCCUCAACGAGUUCCGCAACGAGAAGCCGGACCCCCGAGGGACGGGCUCCGAGAAGCUGGACGAGCUGCUGGCGGCCGACGUGGGCGGGGCCCCGCACCUGCGCCUGCCCGGCGGCCCCAAGGCGGCCGUGCGCAACGGCCAGGCCCACAAGGACGACCUCCUGCUGCAGCCCAAGGAGAAGGACAAGCUCCGGAAGAAGGCCGCCAAGGCUGGGGACGCGGGCGACUCCUCCAUCUUCCGGAAGCUGAGGAGCGCGCGGGGCGACGGCGAGCCGCCGGGGAAGGCGGGCGCCGAGGCCGACGAGGCCGGGCCCGGGGGCAGGCUCCAGGAGGGCGGCAGGCCCUGGAUCUGCCAGAAGAGCUUCGCCCACUUUGACGUGCAGAGCAUGCUGUUUGACCUGAAUCAGGUCGCCGCCAACAGGCUGUCGUCGGCGGCCCAGCGGCGGAACACGACGACGGGAGCCUCGGCGGCGUCGGCGGGCUCGGCGGCCAGGGCCUACGGCCUGGGGGGCCCGGACCCCUCCUUCCCCAGCACGGAGGACUUGAACUACAAGGAGAACCUGGAGCAGGACCUGGGGGACAGCAACAGCAACGAGCUGCUCCUCAGCUGCCCGCACUUCCGCAACGAGAUCGGGGGCAUGAGCGAGCGCAACGUCAGCUUCUCCCGCGCCUCUGCCGGCUCGCCGGGGGGCGGGGGCGCGCCGGAGCCCGCGCUGGGCACCUACUGCACCAACGCCAGCAUCUCCGUGCUCGAGGUGCCCAGGGAGGCGCAGCGGGGCCAGGCCAGGCUGAAGCUCUACAACAUCGAGCACGUGGACCUGGGGGCGCGCUACUACCAGGACUACUUUGUCGGCAAAGAGCACGUCAACUACUUCGGCGUGGACGAGAAGCUGGGGCCCGUCGCGGUGAGCAUCAAGCGGGAGAAGCUGGAGGACCACAAGGACCACGGCCCGCAGUAUCAGUACCGCCUCAUCUUCCGGACGAGCGAGCUUGUGACUCUCCGGGGCUCCAUCCUGGAGGACGCCACCCCGACGGCCACCAAGCACGGGACGGGACGGGGCCUGCCCUUGAAGGACGCGCUGGAGUAUGUCAUUCCCGAGCUCAACAUCCACUGCCUGCGCCUGGCCAUGAACACUCCCAAAGUGACCGAGCAGCUGCUGAUGCUUGAUGAGCAGGGGCUGUGCCGGAAGCACAAGGUCGGCAUCCUGUACUGUAAGGCAGGCCAGAGCUCCGAGGAGGAGAUGUACAACAACGAGGAGGCCGGCCCGGCCUUCGAGGAGUUCCUCUCGGUGCUGGGGGACAAGGUCUGCCUCAAGGGCUUCAACCGCUACGCUGCACAGCUGGACGUCAAAACCGACUCCACUGGGACGCACUCUUUGUACACAACUUACCAGGAGUACGAGCUCAUGUUCCACGUCUCCACCAUGCUUCCCUACACCCCCAACAAUCGGCAGCAGUUAUUAAGGAAGAGACACAUAGGAAAUGACAUUGUGACCAUCAUCUUCCAAGAGCCUGGAGCCCUGCCCUUCACCCCCCAGAAUAUCCGUUCACAUUUCCAGCACGUCUUUAUCAUUGUCCGGGUUCACAACCCUUGCACUGAUGCUGUUUGUUACAGCGUGGCUGUGAGUCGAUCCAAAGAUGCCCCUCCCUUUGGGCCUCCUAUCCCGAACGGAGUCACAUUCCGCAAAUCGGACGUCUUCCGAGACUUCUUACUGGCGAAAGUGAUCAACGCCGAGCACGCCGCCCACAAGUCGGACAAGUUCCACACCAUGGCCACUCGGACGAGGCAGGAGUACCUCAAGGACCUGGCCGAAAACUGUGUGACCAACACUCCCAUUGACUCCACGGGGAAAUUCAACUUGAUCUCCCUCACCUCCAAGAAGAAGGAGAAGACCAAGGCUCGGGCGGGCGCCGAGCAGCACAGCACGGGGGCCAUCGCCUGGAGGGUGGCCGCCCAGGACUUUGCACAAGGGGUGGAGAUCGAGUGUAUUUUGGGGAUUUCCAAUGAGUUUAUCGUCCUCCUGGAUCUACGCACCAAGGAGGUGGUUUUUAACUGCUUUUGUGGGGACGUCAUUGGCUGGACCCCAGACUCCUCCACACUCAAGAUCUUCUAUGGGCGAGGGGACCACAUCUCCAUACGUGCCUCAGAAGGGUCCCCCGAGGACAUUAGGGAGAUUGUGCAGAGACUCAAGGUAAUGACCAGUGGCUGUGAAACUGUGGACAUGACCCUGCGGAGGAACGGGCUGGGCCAGCUGGGCUUCCACGUCAAGUACGACGGCACCGUGGCCGAGGUGGAGGACUACGGCUUCGCCUGGCAGGCGGGCCUCCGGCAGGGCAGCCGGCUGGUGGAGAUCUGCAAGGUGGCCGUGGUCACCCUGACGCACGACCAGAUGAUCGACCUGCUGCGGACCUCAGUCACUGUGAAGGUGGUCAUCAUCCCCCCCUUGGAGGACGGGACUCCUCGGAGGGGCUGGCCGGAGACCUGUGACAUGAAUACCUCGGAGCCGAAGGCAGAGCCGGAGAGCGCGGCGGCCCGGCCCCCGUAUCGAAGCAGCUCUUCCUGGCAGUGGAGUGGGCCCGCUUCCCACAACUCCCUGCAGGCUUCCAAAUGGGCGGCCCCCGGGACCACCGGCCAUGCCCAGUCGCUCAGCCGGCCGCCAAAGCCCACGCCCGGGGUCCCUUACCGGGAGGCCCAGCCGCUGCACAGCAAACGGCCCGUCAGCUUUCCAGAAACCCCCUACGCAGCCUCACCAGCGGGGGUGGACAGAGUCCAGCCUUAUCGACAACCCUCGGGGAGUUUUUCCACUCCAGGCUCGGGGGGCGCCUCCUACGCACGCUACAAGCCAUCCCCGGAGAGGUAUGCGGCCUCCCAGCAUCCUCUGCUGCCGCUCGAGCCCCACUACGGCCUCGAAGGGCUCUCCAGCGGCGACUCCUCCUCGGGGGGCCUGACCAGCCAGGAGAGCACCAUGGAGAGACCAAAGCCAGAGCCCCUGUGGCACGUGCCGUCGCAGUCCCGCCUCUCGGCCAUGGGCGCCAACAGCGGGAGCAGACACCUGGGCCGACAGGACGCGGCAGGCAAAGACUCCCCCAACCGGCAUUCCAGAGCCGAGCCUCAGUACUCCAGCCAUUCCAGCAGCAACACGCUGUCCAGCAACGCCUCCAGCAGCCACAGCGACGAGCGGUGGUUCGACGGCCUGGACGCCCUGGAGGCCGAGCAGGACCCCCUCUCCAAGGGCGGCUCCAGCGACAGCGGCAUCGAGACCACCGUGUGCGCCGCCAGCCCCGGCGGCCUCCCCCCGGCCAAGGCGGCGCGGCCCCCCAAGCUGCAGAAGCCCGCCUACGGGGGCCCCGGGGACAGGAGCCUGUACCACCCGGACAAGCGGCGGGAGGGCGCCGGCGGCCAGGGCAAGGGCUACCGGCCCAAGCUCUACUCGGCCAGCUCGGGCUCGGCGGCGGGGGGCCCCGGGAGCGCCCACGACCUGCUGAAGCAGCCCAGUCACGUGAGCUCCCGAGCCGCCUACCCUGCUCAGGUUUACAGAGCGGCCGCGUCGGAGCCAGCCCGGGCCCCUGCGCCGGCCCAGCCCAGCCCCUUCCAGCUGUCCGCCUCGGUGCCCAAGUCCUUCUUCUCCAAGCAGCCCGUGCGCAACAAGUACCCCACGGGAUGGAAGCGAGCGGAGGAGCCCGCCCCGCGGCCUCUGGCCUUCUCCGACCCUAAGAAGCAAAUCGACAUGAGCACAAAGAAUGUCUUUGGGCAGCCCAGGCUGAGGGCGUCCCUGCGGGAUCUCCGCUCGCCCCGGAAGAACUACAAGUCGACCAUUGAGGAUGACCUCAAGAAGCUCAUCAUCAUGGACCCUUUGACCCCAGAGCAGGAGCGGGAUUCUUCGUCCCCCCAGAAGGCGCUGCAGAGGACGCUGUCCGACGAGAGUUUAUGCAGCGGGCGGCGAGAGGCCUCGUACUCGAGCCCGGCCUGCUUCGAGCCCGGCCUGCCCAGCGACGUGCUCUUCACGAGCACCUAUCCCUCGAGCACCCUGCCCUCCCGCCGACAGCACCAGCACCUGCACCCGCACCCGGCGGGGGGCAACGGCUUCCCGAGAAGAAAUUCCACCAUCUCUGCCUCGGAGCUCUCUUUGACUGACGUGCGGGACCGGCCAAUGAGGCGCCUGGACCCUGGGAUGAUGCCCCUCCCUGACACUGCUGCUGGCCUCGAGUGGUCCAGUCUGGUCAAUGCUGCCAAGGCUUAUGAAGUGCAGCGAGCCGUCUCUCUCUUCUCUCUCAAUGACCCGGCCCUGAGCCCCGGCCUUGCACCAGCACACAGCCCGGUCCACUCGAGCCUGGAGAGGACGCCCACCACCCCCCGCACGACCCCCACCAUGAGCGAGGAGCCCCCCGUGGACCUUCCUGGGAAGGUGUACCAGCUGGAGGUGAUGCUGAGGCAGCUGCACAGCGACCUGCAGAAGGAGAAACAGGACAAGGUGGUCCUGCAGUCGGAGGUGGCCACCCUGAGGCAGAACAACCAGCGGCUGCAGGAGGAGUCCCAGGCCGCCAACGAGCAGCUGCGGAGGUUUGCCGAGAUCUUCUCCAGCACCGUGGAGAAGAAGGAGCCCUGAGGGGGCUGCGGGGCGUCCCCUCGCCCUCCCUGCUGAACUAGGUGCUGAGAGUCCCCGCCGAGCCCCUGCCCCCGUGUGUCCCGCGUCUGCGCCGCCUCCGCCCCUUCCCCUCGGGCCGCACAGGGGGCCGGGCUGGGCGGGGGCUCUGGGAGUCACAGGGUCGAGGACGUGAAGAGCCCCCCACAGGACCCUGGGCAGAAUCCCCACAUUAGUGACCAGUCUUCCUCACUCAGAAACCUUGAACCCCCCGGCAGCCCUCGGUUCCCUGAGGUCCAAUGCAAUACAGAAAACCUUUGGACCCGCCGGGAGGGCGGGGUAGGGGGGCGCACCUCCCCCCUCCCCCAAUCAAGUUUCCGGAAAAAACCUCGGAGCACUUUUUUCCAAGCGAAAGUACUUUCUAGUAAACCCAAGAUGGAGAAAUCCCAAUGUUCAGAGUGUAAAUGUUCUUUAUUGAGAGAGAAACACUAUAUUUGUAUAAAUAGGACAGUUUGUAAUCUUUUUUACUACGAGACCCGGCUGGCCGCUCGGGGCGCCCGCGGCCCUGGAGCCAAAGGGCAGAGGUGGGGCUGCUGGUGGGUUCCCCUCCCCCCAGGGCCCGCUCAGCACUGACACCAGACUACUGAAUGCAGACGGGGCCUCGGGGGUCCCGGGGGUCCCGGGGCCCGGCCUUCAUCUUCCCGACCGCGGCGUCGAAGCCACUCGCCUCUUCCCUUGCCAAGGAGGGGGCCGGGGGGCUCGGAAGGAGUUUUCUGGCCUCUUUUCCCUUUGAGAAUCCCCGGGCUCGGGGGACCCUCUGGGCUUCAGGCCUGCCGGGCUAGGACACACACUGUGGAGCAAGCACCCCCCGGGCCCGCAGCCUCUCUAAGGCAAUAAGGAGGAGGGCCCGCGGCUGCGCGUGGUACUGUGCCGGAGCUUAGGAAAAGAGCAGCUGUCAUUUUCUUUAGGAAAAAAAGUAUAACUAUAAUAUAUAUUUAUUUUUUCAUGCAAAGCCACCCCAGAACAAUGCUAAUCCUCUGUGGGGCCGUUUCCAGGACACGUUCUGCCCACAGGCCCCCACUCCCGCCCCAGCUGGGCCCCGGAGGCUGGGGGGCGGACUUGGGAGCAGAGGAGGCUCCUCAUAUCUUCACGGCCCAGGUCAGAGAGACCCCCCGGGGUGGGGGCCCGAGCCGCGGCUCUCCUUGGGUCUGUUCUCCAAAGAAUCACCCGGGCCUCUUCUAGAAAUAAGGGGGGGAAGCAGGUCCCGGGGCCUCUCCGCCGACAGGUCAGGGUGCCGGAGAGGAAACCCCGGACCCCAAAGCCGCCAACACUUGUCUCCUUUACGGGGACUCUCUCUGGUGCAGGGGAAGGGGAAGGGGUCUUAACUACAUCUUCCUCUGUAAUCUCGAACUAGCUCAGUCCUGACUGGAUGAGAUGGGAAAAUGGAUCCAUAAAUCUGCCAGCUUCCCCUCCCCCUGCCCUCGCCCCUGACGAGGGGGCCAGAGCCGCCCUGGCCCCCACCCCACCCCCUCCCCGCCCCGCACCGGAGCUCAUUCCAGCCCUCGUGGGGCGCGAUGUCAGUGGCGUUGGUCGCCUCGCGAGGAUCUCUACAGACCAAAUCUUAUUUAAUUUGGCCCAGGCCCCCUUCCCUACGGUUGACAGCAGCACCUUCUCCUACGUCGACUGGUCUUUGUUUGGGUUUUUUAUUUUGGGGGUGGGGGAGGGUCCGUUCUUUUUUUGUCAUUGUUUCCCCUUGAGAUUUCCCCUCGAGAUUAGGGGUCUUGUUUCUGGAGGUUUCAGAGGAAAUAAAUGUUUCAUAGAAA